CUAAUCUGUUUUUUUUUAUGGACAUUUGGCAGUCUGCAAAUUUUAGGAAAACACUACCACUUAAUGUGUGUGGUCGACCCCCCCCCCCUCCCCUUCCUCAUAUGUUUAUGCAAUAUCUGUGGCUAUCUCAGGCGAUUAAUAUACUAAUGGUACCAGGAAAUUAUUAAUUGAAAGAGAAUUGAUUAAAGUAUGUAACACUGUAAGAGUAUAGAUGUUGAUAACUAAAAGGAGGGAGGGCAUCAAGAGUAUUCAGGGGUGUGAAAUCUCAGCUUUAAAGCUGAUUUCAGCUUUUUUUUGUUCUGGAUUUUUACUUUUUCCCCUCACUUGAUGUAUACAAAGGUAUAGGAGAUUUCCAAAGUUCAGCUUUUUUUACACCUUUUUCGGCUGUUUUCAGCUAUUUUUUUCAGCGGUCACUCACACCCCCGAGUAUUGUAAGGAUGAGAAAAGUAAUUUUAGGAUUGUUGGUCGUAUCCUCCCCCCCCCCUCCCCCCGGCCCACUAGGCUGACAUGGCCUUCAUGCCCUUCAUGCCACUGGCAAGAGCUGUUUGGGUGGGGGUUAGCGAGAAUGUUAUAAGACUUAUGUUGGGGGGGGGGGGGGGGGGUCAUCGUUCUUGUGUAUUUUCAAGCUGACAUAUUGGGCGUUGAUUCUCUACUCCAAAAAUGUCUAUCCAACAUGGUGGAGAUUUCAGAACUGGAAAAUGUCUAUUUCCAAAAGUUAAUUUAUCAACAAUUCGUGCUUAUUGAGGAAAAAAGAGGAUGUUGUAUUUUUACUCCAGCUCUGGACUUCCACUUAAAGUCUUGAAUAUAAAUCAUAUUGUGCUUCAAAUUAUUUGUAGCGUGUAAAACAGAAUGGGCCGCGAGAAAUCCAAAUUUAUAAUGGAAGCCAGCAAUCUGUUUUCUUGUAAUUUUCCUAUAGGAUCCGCCCAGUGUUUUUCCAUAGAACUUUUAUAGUAAUACUUUUUUUUUUUUUAAUCAUGAUAAAAAUCAAAUGUAAUUUGUGACUUUUUUCCACCGAAUAAAACCUCCCAAUAGCAACUAUCUUUGUGAUAUGUUUUAUAGUCAUUUAUUAAUUUUGUAAUUUCAGAAUAACGGCUUUGAAAGUUGAAAUAUAUAUUUGUAUUAUAGCAGUUUCCUGAAAUAAUUGUCCCUGGAAUGAGAUCCAUUGUCAACCAAGAGCAGGAACUGUCUUAAUUAUUUAUAGUCUCUAAAAAAAAAUGUAAAAAAAAAAAAUGUGCAUGUACUUUUAGUUUUUGUCAUCAAAAUACACACCAACAAAAAAAUUGAGACAGGAGACAAAGUGCUAUAGCGCCCUCAGUGUUCAGUUUAAAGAACUGCGAACUGUCAUGGCGGACUCUGUAGAAUGAAAUCUUGUUUCCCUGGUCAAAAAAAUUGCUAGUCGACAUUAAUACAACUCUCCAAGUUGAUCCACAAGACGACCCACUCCAGUUCGGCAAGCAUGGAUCCCAGCCUCCUGGAUGAGAUGGACUUCAGCUUCUCCUGUGACAAGUGUAGCUUCAGCACCAAGGACAUGAUGCAGAUCAAAAUACACAUGUACGAACACAGGAGCCUGGGGAAAGAUCCAGGCCAAACGGUGGCAGCGGCGGGAUCGGACGCACCUGAAGCCACCAAGGAGCAAGUCGAUCCCAUCAUAUCAAGAGAUCCUGGAGAUGAUGGUCAUCAUGCACAAGAUGAGACGCCACCUUCAAACAAGGAUGUGCCCAAUUUGGCCUCGCUCAGUAAAACAAACACGCCCAAUUUGGUCUCAUCUCUGCCGUCAACUGAGGAAAGGCACAGUGGCGGUAGUGAUGCUCCCUCUGUUUCAGGACUGAGAGAUGAAGUGAGUGAACAGAUGUUGGCAGAAAAGGAUAACAGCUGCAAAAAUGUUGACGAGGGAGUUGAGAGGACCGAGGGCAGCAAGCAGUGCAUUGUCAGAGAAGCGACAGUGAUUGUUGCAAGGAAAGAAAAAGCUCCGGGAGAGGACAGUGCCCGUCAUCAACCGCAACCUCAAGGGGAAGGUGAAUUCUCAGCUCAAGGCAAGACAGGCCCAGAUUCUAUCGCCGACCGCAUCCAAUCGCGGCGCAGGCCGAGCACCAAGAUGCCGCAUGAGGAACUGGAGGAGAAAGAUGAUGACUAUGUCCCCUACCAGCCGGCCAUGUCAAGAUUUAAACGUCACGCCAAGAGGGUUAAACGGCGGCACAAUCGCUCAAACCUGAGGGUCAAGGCCAAGCUGCGACCUGCAGUCCCCUCCGACCGGUACAAGUGCCAGCACUGCCACUUCGUCUGCAAGUUCAAACAGAGUUUGAGAGCCCACACCAGGGGGUCGCAUCCUGAAGUCUACGCAGAGAUGAUCCAAGCUGAGAAGAAAGAGAAGGAAGGAGCAGAGGAAGAUGUAGAGGAGGAAUACAGAAUCUUGGAGGAUUACAACCAAGAACCAAGCGAUGUCACGGAGGAAAUCCAGUCCAAUGAGGCCACGGAUCGUUAUCAAUGCACCCUCUGUGAGACCUUCUUCUGCCGUUUCAAGAAAGAUCUGCACAACCACAAGAGCAGAGUCCACGGCUUACCGGCCCCCGUCUACAAGUAUCAAUCCCGCAUCCCCGAUAACCGCUACCGGUGCACUGAAUGCGACUACAUCUGUAAAUUCCAGCGGACGUUGCGACUGCACUGCCGGUCAGUCCACCCAAAGGCAGUCAAGAGCCCCGAAAUCAAGGAGAAGAAGGAGAAGAAGGAGAAGAGGGAGAAGAAAGUCCUUGAGAGCCGGUACCGGUGCCCGGAGUGCGACUUCACCUGCAAGUUCAAAGGUCAGCUGAAGAAGCACAAAAGCCAGGCCCACAAGAAAGAGCGGCCUCCCAAGACAAUGCGAGAGCAGCAGUGCCAGUUCUGCAGCAAGUUCAUCCAAGGGACAAUGCACCACUACCGGCGACACCUGAUGACCCAUACGGGUGAGAAGCCCUUCAAGUGUGACAUCUGUGACGCUGUCUUUGGCGACCAGAGCCGGCUGAACGCCCACGCCCCCAUCCAUCUCGAGGCGCGCAACUACCUCUGCGACCAGUGCGGCAAGAGCUUCAAACGGGCCAUCAACCUGCGCAUGCACCGCAAGGUGCACCUGGUGGUGCGCCCCCAUGGCUGCGAGCUGUGCAGCUACCGCUGCAAGCGCCACGACACCCUCAACCUGCACAUGAAGCGGAAGCAUCUCAAGAUCCGGCGCGUCCUCUGCGACACCUGCGGCAAGAAGUUCUUCAGCGAGAAGGAGUGUCAGCUGCACGCUGCCAGGAAGCACCUUCCAAGGCCCACCCCGUUUCAGUGCACCUUCUGCCCGCAGGCGUUCCCCUUUGCCUACAACCUGCGUGCCCACAUGAAGAAGCAUCCGGAGCACAAGCCCUUCCGGUGCGAGUUCUGCAGCUUCGAGUCUCGCUCCAAAGCCAGCCUGCAAGAUCACGAGAAGAUGCACACAGGAGAAAAGCAAAAGAAAUGCGAGAUGUGCGAUUACACGACCAGCACCAGCAGCAACCUGUACAAGCAUCGGAAACGCCAGCACGGCGUUGUCGUGCACCGCAACAAGUCGCCCCGCGUCCUCUCCCCGUCUCAAGACCGCCCAUCCAUCUUGCUCCAGCCCGCCAUCCUCCAAAACUCGCCCCAGGCCUCCGUGCCAGCCACGCCCCUCUGCUCCACAUCAGCCACACCCCAGCCCCACCCAAUGUUGCCCACGCCCGAGAUUCUCCACGCGCACCACAUGCACAUUCAGCGUCAUCUGCAAGGCGCGCUCUCGCCCAUCCCCGGGCAAAUCCAGGGUUCCCCUUCCCCAGCUCUCGCCCAGUCGGUCACCCAGUCGGUCACCGUCCCCACCUCCAGCGGGCAUGUGGACUUGAGAAACGUCCAGGCCUACGAAGAGAUCGACUUGAAAGACCGCCGAGCCAUCAUCUACGGCCGGGAGAAAUCGCUCAUUGGAUCCGUCAUAACGGAAGCCCUGGCCGAGGCACGGAAUGUCGUUCAGAGCGAGUUGUACGGCAGCGGUCAUGUGAUCCAAUCGACUGUAGCGCCACCCCAGGCACACCACCAGCCAGGGCUGCCUGUGACGACCACAAUGGCGCCCCCAAAUGGCGGCGUCGUGUCAACCGAGGGGAUUAUUCACGGUGCGAUACAGACCAGCACUGGCAUCUCGCCGUCGGGUGCUUCAGGGAUUUUUAACAGCAUCAUGAAUAUUCAUUACUGAAACAUAGUAAUACAUGAAUAGUAAAUCAAGUAAGCCGACAAUAAAUAAAUUUUAAUUGCCAUCAUUGUUACAAUAUGAAGUUGACAAAAACGGAAAAUUUCACCGCAUACAAUUUAGACAAAGCUUUAUUUUUAGUACAGAUUUUGCAGGUUUAAUGUGUAACCAAGCCACAAUCUUGUCACGGCAUGAUUAAUUAGCAGAAACUCAAAUAACAUCUUAAACCCCUUCAUCGGCCAGCAUACAACUCAAAUUAUCUUAUCCAAGAAGGCUGGCGAUCUUCGACAUCAUUGUGCUCUCAUUUUGUAACCCCUAUAAUAUCAAUCAUGUUCCACACCAAAAAUCUAUUGAAAUCCCUGCAAGGAAACUUUUGGGGAAAAA
Molecule: messenger RNA, 4588 nt
Organism: Patiria miniata (bat star)
Lineage: Eukaryota; Metazoa; Echinodermata; Asteroidea; Valvatida; Asterinidae
Product: zinc finger protein 37 homolog
Exons: 4
Coding region: 1457-4210 (917 amino acids)
Source: RefSeq, a predicted model, not a curated record